This is a messenger RNA of Acanthoscelides obtectus, 2190 nucleotides long. The record is from the annotation of a GenBank genome assembly. Lineage: Eukaryota; Metazoa; Arthropoda; Insecta; Coleoptera; Chrysomelidae.
AUGAUGCUCAAAACUGUACAGCAGUCUGAGGUUGUGCCCAUGAAUAAAGUUAGGAUUUCUGUGACUGCCUUAUCAGGAAAACAGAUUUUAUGUAAGCAAUCGACACCUUUAUAUAGUCUAAAUAAAUCGUAUUUGAACAUGCUGAUUAACAAUACAGAUCAACAUCUGAAAGAAGGUAAUCGAUAUUUUGAGUGUCCCAAAUGUAGCAAGACCUUUACCCGAAAAGACAACCUAAAAACCCACUUGAAAGCGUACUGCGGAAAACCCCCGUUGUUCAGUUGUGCCUUGGAAGGAUGUGACUACAAAUGCAAGAAGAAGGCAAAUCUUCAACGACAUUACAUACGGAAACACAAUGAUUAUUCUAUGGUGUAUGCCGAUUCACCACCAUUACAUUUGUCGCUUUUGGAUAUUAUCCAACAAUCAGCAGGAUCGAGUGACCUGGACACUUUUCCGGAAAGAAAAUAAUCUGCGAAAAUGGUGAUAGAUAAAGCUAUAUGUAUACUUCCAUACACCACAGAUGAAGAUAUAUAAACACCAUGAUAUUAUUACUCGAGAAGAUAAAGACACGCGCAUGCGGUCAGUCUAUUUUUUUCGCAUACGUGACGUCACUCGGUGACCCAGAGACGAGCGACAAACGUUCAGUUGUCAUGACGCUCAAGCACGUAAUUUCUUACUACGAGUAUAUGGUUUCGCUAGUUUAUUGCCUGCCGUGUUUCAAAUAAGUCUCGAUCAUUUAAAAACAGUGAAUCAAACAUUUAAAUAUGGUGUACUGCGCAGUGGUGGGUUGUUCAAGAAACAACAACAAGAAAAUCAAAGACGUUUUGAAUUGGCGUUUCUUCAGUUUCCCGAAAAACAAACAACUGUCUGAACAAUGGAUUCUGACGCAUCACAAGUUCAAUAAUGUCUAAUUGAAAGUUAAACUAAAACUAAAAACUUGACCAUAUUUUCUACACUUUCAACACCAGCAUCUUGUUCUAGAUAUAAAGUUAAUUUCAAAUAGAGAUAUAAAAGAAAAAUCCAGAAUUCUGAAUCGGAAAGUGACGAAUAUUGUAAAAUAAACUCAUUAAAGUCAUUUACCAACCCAGAACACCUACUCAUAAGAGAUUAAAAGACAAAUUAUACAUAAGUAACAUUUUAUACAAAAUAAUAAAGAUCAAUACUAUAUCGUGUUACCCAUUCUUUUUUUUCAUAUAAAAAGUUAAUAUAACAAAUUAAUGUAUGUCACUAAUGCACAAAGAUAAUAUUUGAAACCAAUUUACUUCAAUAAAAAAGUAAUUCACUCUAUUUGGAGCUCUAAACAAAUUUUGGUUUGAAAAUCUUCAUGCGCGUCUUCAGUAAGUCUUAGCUUAUUUAGAACCUUUUAAGUUGUCUAUUGUUAGUCUUCCAAAGGAGAUUACUUCAUAAAGGUAAUGUAUCCUGUGUAUAAUGAUAUACUUAAUUGAAUUGUAAUGCCAAAACAUUAAAAUAAAAAUAAAACAGUUUAUAUAGUACUAUGAUUAUCAUCUAAAAUCGAAAUCAUAAAAAAAUAAUGAGCAAAUAUUCCAAAUAUUGAAAAUAAAACGCUCUAAUACGUCAUUUCAUACCGACAAGCGCAAUAUUUGUCACCGAGUGACUUAUAGUAUCAUCUAUAAACAUUACAGGUCAAUCAGAAAUAAUCGUUAGUAACGUAUUUCAACUUGUCUUUAUAUAUAGUAAGUAGGUAUCCAACCAAUCAUGAGCCUUUCAAAUACCAUAAUUUCUUAUAUACGUUUCUAUUUUGCUCUUUUUUUAAUCUUUCCACUGACCAUAUUUAUUUCCCCUUUAUCCAGAUACCAAUAUUUGAGCAUUUGAAAAGAUACAGUAAUUCAAUAGAUGGUAUUUAUAUAUCUUCCUACUAGGCUUACUGGUACUGGUUUACAGAGAACUAGAAUCAAUAUGAUAAUAAUGAUACAAUCCAUUUUCAAUGUCUAUUAACAUUAAUUAACUUGUUCUACCUGAAGACAGCCAACUACAUACUGUAUUCUGGGGCCCAAAAAGGUUAUGUCUACAGAACACAACCUUUAUGUAAUGUUUUCUUUUAAUAUUUUCCAGUUAAACACAGGCAGGGUAUGCUUAUAUUACAGGCAGGUAACAGUUGAACAAGAAGGAUUGAAGUUUAUUUACAAAGUAUAUAAAUCAUUAAUCAAACCUUAUACCUUCCCCACCCCAUCC